UCCCCUUUUUCAUAAAAUGAAAAUGUUUAAAAUUAUAACAUUUCAACGACGUCAUAUUGCAUGCGUCAUGCUGAGGAGUGAAGGCCUGAAUAAUGGAGAUCCGUGGUAGGUUAUGGCGGCAGCAUAAUAACAAAUGGUUUUCCCUUCCUCACCGUUAGAUUCCAUCUCGAAGAUAAGAUCAACCAAAACUAUAAUAGUACUGUCAAUUUGUUAUUAAAGUGAUUCUAACGUCAGGACUGAUUUUUUCUUAUUGGUUGAUACAUUUUAACCAUGCCAAUGUAUCAGCAUUUUACAAAUAAAAACAUUAUUGUAAAUCUUGAGAGUAGAGGUAGAAAAAAGAUUCACCUCUCAACCCUGACUAUAAUUAUCCACUUUCAGUUCUUUUCUUUUUUUGUUGUUGUAUGAGCACUCUUAGCUAGCACCAACGAUUCCAAGAAGACAAAACAAUAAUUAAAAACAUGAGUGACCCGAGCGGCCAAUCUUCAUCAACAACAACUGGAGCUGGAGACAAGAGCGGCGGCGGUAAUGGCGGUGGAGGUGGUGGAAGUGGUGGCUCGUUUGCUAGUCAGCCGCAGAGAGCAAAGGUGAGGAAGCAAGUGUGGGCCGGAGUUCUCAGCAUCUCUUCCGCCUCCACUAACAAAUAAUAUUAUAUUUUUCUUUUUAACC
This is a messenger RNA of Brassica napus (rape), 666 nucleotides long. Its product is annotated as POU domain, class 4, transcription factor 2. Lineage: Eukaryota; Viridiplantae; Streptophyta; Magnoliopsida; Brassicales; Brassicaceae. The record is from RefSeq and is a predicted model, not a curated record. The coding region runs from base 459 to 644 and encodes 61 amino acids. The transcript has a single exon.